AGUUUAUGUUUGAACGUUGUUUACUGUAGUAGAGGAUACGUUUCGUCGGUUCUCGCAUUCGAAUCCGCUUUCCACCAUUUUUGUGUGAGAGACACUGCCCGUGUGCCUGACUGCCUGUGUACCCUGUAUGGUUCCUUAGCAGAGGACGAUUAAUACAAGGGGUGCCUAUUUGCUGCUCCUUUUUGUUUAACACACUAGUUAGCAUCGGUUCACAGUUUAGAAACAAGCGACGCUUGUUUUGGAAAAUCUUCGACUGUUUUCACCGCGCAAAAGUGCAUCGAUUCCGCAGCUAGGAGUGGCAACGGAAAAUGAAUCCAUUCUGAUAAAGAGAGAAGUAGUGAAAAAAAUAGCUUGCUCAACUUUUUUUCCUUGUCACAAGGAUUGAUAUAAGGAAAAAUACAACCACAGUGAUAAUACAAUAAGUGCUACAAGUGAUUUUCUCCAGUAGUGGUCGUUGGUGAACAAAACCCGAACAAAUAAUAGUGAUCGUAACUGGAUGAGUUAAACAACUCGACUUCAGUAGAAGGAUAUUUUUAGCACAAGGAUUAUUUCUCGUAGAGAUACUUGAUAUUUCGAACCGAUACUUUAUCGUCUUUUAAAAAACAUUUUGAACUCAACGACAACCAUUUCCGCGUACGUUCAAACCCUACGCGUAGAAUAGGAACAAAAGAUUUUGCGCACAACCGUUAGAAAAUCUCAUUAGCCAUGGGCGAGACGGACGAGAAAGACACCGCGCCACCGACGGUAACCGAGAAGCCAACCACGGAAGCACCUGCACCUGUCUCCGACGUCCAGGAACCGGAGCUGGACGCAAAAGAAACCGAAAAGCUGUUGGGUCACAGUGAUGAAAAGACCGAUGAAAUUAAAACCGAAAAACCUGCUGACGAGAAGAAGAAAAGCAACGAGAACGUGAACGGAACUGGCGAAGAGAUCAUCAAUAUCCCAGAGGAAACCGCGACCGAAACUACCAAACCGACCGAGGAUGACAAACCCAAAACGGAUAAACCGAACAAAGUACAAGCCGAGGAACGGGAGGUCAAACCCAAGAAAGUUCCGGCCGGUGCCUUCAAACUGCCAGGUUUUUUCAAUAAGAACAAAGCCAAAGAAGCAGAUGGUGCUGACAAUGAACUGCUGGAGAAGCAAGAUGCUGAAAAAGAGGUGAAACCUUCUGAAUCCGAAGAAAAACCGAAAAGAGCAGGAUUCUUCGCUAACCUGCGGUUGAGAAACCCCUUUGCCAGAAAACCUGCCGAAACCCCAGCGACCGAAGAAUCCAAAACUAAACCAGAAGAAGAAGAAAACGACGAAGUAACGGCUGAAGCCACCGACAAAAAACCGGAUGAGGAAGAAACUCCCGCUGAAAAGAAGGAAGAAGAAGUUACUCAAGCUCCGAAAAAAGGACUACUGGACGCUUUGAAGGUUCCCCUGGCAAGCAUAAUCCCCAAACGAUUCAAAUCCGGUUCCGGUGAACCCGAAAACGACUUAGAGCUCGGUAAGAGACCGAAAAACCAGGCUGGUCUUGCCUCGAUGGAAACUCUGGAUGACUCGAUAAAAGAUACGGAACAGCAGAAGGAUACCGUCGAUAAGGCGGCUGCGGCAACCGCCGCUGCCAACGGUACCGACUCUGAAGCACUAGUCAAACCCGAAGAGAAGAAGGAUGCCGAGAAGGAUGAAGCCGAUGAACAGACGCCCUCGAAAUAUCCAUGCCUGGAGCGAAUUCGGACGUACAAGUGUUCAGUUGAUGACAUUGCCAUAAUCACCGGAAUUUUCGUAUUCCUGCUGCUACUCGCCCUCAUCAUCGCCUUUACCUUCAUCGGCAAAAGUGAACCGAUAACGGCACCGGUGCGAGACGGAAAAUACAUCGAGACGGUCACAUCCUGUGGUAAGGUGGAGGGAAUUUUGGAAGAUGGAGCAUUUGCAUUCCGCGGUAUCCCGUAUGCCGUUCCCCCGGUUGGACCGCUCCGUUGGAAGGCGGCACAACCGAUCGAAAAUAUCAACUACUGCUGGAAUGAGACACUGAAGGCUCACAAUGCAACUCCCGUUUGCUGGCAAUUCUACGCCGACGGAAAGGUCGACGGUGCCGAAGAUUGCUUAACACUGGACGUGAUCACACCGCAUGUACGCUACGACAACCCUCUGCCGGUGGUAGUUCUGAUUGGUGCCGAAUCCUUCACGGGAGACUCACCCGGUAAACUGCGUCCGUCAACCCGUUUCGCCAGAGCUAGAGAUGUUAUCUUUGUUCGUCCCAAUUUCCGUUUGAACGUGUUCGGUUUCCUGGCAGUAGAACAACUGACGAAGACUGCUCAUCCUCCAACCUCCGGAAACUACGGACUUACGGAUAUCAUCGCUGCGCUCAAAUGGAUUCAAUUGAAUAUUGCCCAUUUUGGCGGAGAUCCAAAGUCGGUGACUUUGUUCGGACAUCGCGCUGGCGGAACAAUCGUUGCAGCUCUCGCCUCCUCAAACAAGACCACUAAACUGUUUGCCCGAUCAUGGAUCUCAUCUGCUGCGGCUAUCUACCCGGGAAAUCCUCUGUCUGAUUCGGAGAAAGCUAACGCUGUAUACCUUGGCCGUAUUAAGUGUACAGAUGCAAAGUGCUUGCGCGAGAAAGAAGACGAAGAUGUUUUGGAUGCUGUUCCUGAUGUGUGGAGAAGAAUAUUCCCGGAUUUACCCUCGGUUGAUGAGAACACCACCGCCACUCAUGAAUGGCUAACGCUUGAUGGACGAAUCCUUCAGCAGCACCCAGCUGAUGUGUGGAGUUCUGAAACCGGAAACCUUAAGUAUGUAAUCGGCACAACGGCCCACGAAAGUCAUUCAGAAAAACUGCGUCUUAAGUACACCGAAUGGACCCCGGAGCUAGUCAGGAAACACAUUAACGAGAGCAAGAUCGGUGAACUUGGUCUCACAGAGGAAGCCCUGCAGCGGUACAAUGCCACCUAUCAAGGCCUGGUGUCAAUGAUUUCUGACAUAAGGACAGUGUGCCCACUAUUGACAAUAGCGCAGAAACUUCUUACGUCACAGUUCUACGUCGUAACGCAAACAGGUGGCGAGCUGAACAUUGCCGAUGUCGACUCCGACAUUCAGGCGAUCCUGGGCCGCUAUGAACCGAAAUCUCCCGAACAAAGACGAUACAUGUCAGCUAUGCAGCAACUGUUCUACCACUACGUCUCGCAUGGCGAAAUCAAGCCGGAAUUGCGACGGAAAUUGCUCGACAUUGGACAGGAUGCACUGCCCACUUACAACACGACUAACUGCGAAUUCUGGAUCAAGAACGACGUCGUCCCACGAUACGCACGGUUAGACUAAAAUGGAAAGGAUAGGAAAGUGUUGUUCUAUGUAGACGCUAAGCAAACACAAGUUAGAACAGAACCAGUUAUUUAAUGUAGCUCUUUUUCAGAAACAUAAUCGAGCCAAUUAUUGUACGAAAACCAUAGCUCAGGCCAAAAAGUGGACCGUUUUUGCUUCCUAUACCAAUGGUAGCUUUUUGAUACGAGCAGUUUUUAUAAUCGUCCAUUUUUUUUAAUGACGAAAUACUCCUUCACAUUUUUCAGUAUUAAGAAAAAAAAACAUCUUGAUCUUCGACCAAAAAUAUCGCGUAGAUUUCAUCUUCAUCAUCUAGGAAAAUUUUCAGACAUUUUUAAACAAGCUUGUUUAUGGGUACAACUCGUUCAAUAGAGGCAAAAUAACUCUCCAUACUACGCUAAUACAUAAUUUUCCACGCGUGUUUUAACGAUAGUUAGUCCACAAAAUUAAAACACAUUAAAUGCUAAAGAAAAGGCUGUAAAAAGUUAUAGCUUCGGAAUAUUAAAAAUGAAAGUAAACAGAGGAAAAAGUCGUAUGGAAAUCGUAAUAUAUUAUACAAAUCUCAUUAAUUUAUAGCAAAAGAAUGAGGCAAGGUGCAGCUUCGCAAACAGUUGGUGGGGCUUCGGGGAAGCAACUAGUACGAGAAAUAAAGAAAAAGAAGAAAAAACAUCUUUCGAUUAACUGAAUGAAUGAAAACGACACACUAAACUAAGAAAACUAGUGUGUAAUACAUAUUGUUGUAAUUUAUACCUAUAUGUAAUAUGUAAUUAUUAUGUACUAUUUUUGCUUUUUUUUUAGUUCCAUGACAAUUUAGUGAUCUUUUGAAUAAGGCAACUUUAAUUUGUCCCUCCUGAUUAGUAGAUCCAGUAAGCUAAUAGUUUUUAAUGAGUGCGAGUUCAGAACAAUUCAUCACAAAGAGUAUAAGUUUUACACAAAUGUAAGCAUAAUGUUUUAGUAGCAUCCAGAACCUUUCAGAACAAAAUAACCUUUCAAUAAAAGUACAACCGAACAAUAAAUCAUACACAACAAAGCAUUUAGAGAGAAAAUAGUUGUUUUAUCAUUUUGUAAAAAAAAAUACUCAGCUCAGUCAAAUAUCCAGGAAUAUUCUUGCAGUAAGAUAGCGCAUACGUUUUCCAGCAUUCGUGGAAAAAAACAUGACAUGCAUAGACAUCAAAUUCGCAUUAAUUACGUAGUAACUCGAACGCAAUGUGUAAAGAGGUCAUAAAGAAAAGGCUAGAAAUAUACAUUCGUCUUUU
Malaya genurostris is the source of this 4553-nucleotide messenger RNA. It is a transcript of the gene Nrt, whose product is annotated as neurotactin. NCBI's taxonomy places the organism in Eukaryota, Metazoa, Arthropoda, Insecta, Diptera, Culicidae. The coding region runs from base 706 to 3300 and encodes 864 amino acids. The record is from RefSeq and is a predicted model, not a curated record. The transcript is spliced from 5 exons.